This is a messenger RNA of Camelina sativa (false flax), 706 nucleotides long. NCBI's taxonomy places the organism in Eukaryota, Viridiplantae, Streptophyta, Magnoliopsida, Brassicales, Brassicaceae. The record is from RefSeq and is a predicted model, not a curated record.
UUUCUCUUCUUCUUCUUACUGUUCUCUCUUUAAUCCACAAAUCUCUAAUUCUUCAUAAACCCUUGUUACAUUAUUUAUUAGAAAAACCCUUUUUUAAAAAGUUUAACAUUUGAGUUCUUGAAAAUGUCGGAAGAGUUCGACGAAUCUGAUGUUAUUUUCUCUGAUAACUACUUUCCGAUUUGUCGGAGAGAAGACGGGAACGAGAAAGAGAAUCGUCCGGUGGGUUUCUGGGAAAACUCAGAGAGAGUGAGGAGCAAGACCAAAUCAAUAAGGAGCAAAACGACGCCGUUGCCAUCACCGUUCUCGAGUUCGGUUCCGGUGAAUAUACCAAUGAUGAGGAGGUAUUCUUCGUCCGAUGAUGAGGAUGACGAAGGAGGAAGGAGGAUGGUACCGCCGCAUUUGAUAGUAGGACGGAGGGUUGAAGGAGGUCAAAUGGCGUUCUCCGUUUGUACAGGUAACGGAAGAACUCUUAAAGGACGAGAUCUGAGCCGUGUUCGUAAUUCGGUUCUCAGAUUAACCGGAUUUUUGGAAGCUUGAAAUAUUUGGACCGGACCGGUUUCGGAUUUUUUUAUUUAUAUUUUUUUCGAUCUUCCAAUUUUAAUUUUUACUUUUAGUGGAAGAAAUCAGCGAUUCUCGGAACUGUUUUUUGCUUUUUAAUUUUUAGUUUGAUUUUUAAUUGAAUGUCAAAAGGAAAAUGUCAAAAAAG